This is a messenger RNA of Radiomyces spectabilis, 321 nucleotides long. RefSeq lists its product as uncharacterized. Lineage: Eukaryota; Fungi; Mucoromycota; Mucoromycetes; Mucorales; Radiomycetaceae. The coding region runs from base 1 to 321 and encodes 106 amino acids. The transcript is spliced from 2 exons. The record is from RefSeq and is a predicted model, not a curated record.
AUGGUACUCGCUCUCUCCACGCUCAUGGCCGUGGUAACUGCCAACGAUAAGAUCUGCUAUGAAGGACCUCGUCAGGCUGCCGAAGUGUUCUGUAAAAUGUUUGGUGUCAAUGACCGUAAAUUGGAUUGUCUCUGCGAACCUUAUCAGUACUGCGCCGUUUCCGAGCAAAUGGAGUGCCGACCAGAAGUCCGCGAUGCUUGCACUGCUUUCUGUAUGCAAAACAGCUUGUUUUCCUUCCAAUGCGAAAACAACUCCCUUCAUGCAUGCCAAGAUCAAGCCAUGCUAACGGUAGAAAAUUAUAUUUUUGGUAUCCUAGUAUGA